GAUAACAGAAGUAGAGGAUGUAACAUCUGCCACUAUUGGUAGCUUUCAUUUGUUCAACUCAUGUCUUCGGCGGGUGGUGGGAAGUUCGUAUGUGCAGUGACAGAAACUGAAAACAACUGAAGGUCAUUGAAGGACACUUAGGACAGCAUAAGACAGUGCGGCACGAAUGAGGGACUUCAGAAGCUGCGUUAGAAGACGAUGAUUGUAUGACGUGUGUCGCGUGAAUGUGAUUAUCUUGUUACGUCUUUCUGAAAGUUUACAAUAUUCGCCAUGUCUCAGGAAGUGGUGUCUGUGAAAACAGAACCGUUUGAUGGACAGAAACCAGGAACAAGUGGUCUGAGAAAAAAUGUUAGUGUUUUCCAACAAAAACAUUAUACUGAAAACUUUGUCCAAAGUAUCCUAAGUUGUAUUGGACCAAGAAUUAAAGAUUGUACAUUGGUUGUGGGCGGAGAUGGCCGUUUCUUCUGCAAACCAGCCGCAGAAACUAUUAUUCGUAUGUGUGCUGCCAAUGGGGUUGGAAAAGUUAUAGUUGGCAAAGAUGCAAUUUUCUCAACACCAGCUAUCUCUGUUGUAAUAAGGAAGUAUAAUCUUUUGGGUGGAAUAAUUUUAACUGCAAGUCACAAUCCUGGUGGGCCUAACGCAGAUUUUGGAAUUAAGUUUAAUACAUCAAAUGGUGGACCUGCUCCAGAUGAUGUAACAAAUUCAAUUUUUGAGUUUAGUAAAUCUAUAUCAGAAUACUUCAUUGUACCAGGAUUGUCAGUUGAUAUAUCUACUGUUGGUGUUCAGAAUUUUGAUGUUUCGGGAAGGAAAUUUGUUGUGGAAGUUGUGGAUCCUGUUACUGAUUAUGUUGCAUUAAUGAAGGAAUUGUUUGAUUUUGAUGCUUUGAAAGAUCUUAUUAAAGGAAAUGGUGAAAAAUCAGGAUUUAAAAUAUUAAUAGAUUCAUUAAGUGGAGUAACCGGGCCGUACGUUCAAAGAAUUUUUGUUGAUUUGCUUGGAGCCUCACCUGAUAAUGUGAGAAAUGUUAUUCCUCUUGAAGACUUUGGAGGUAAACAUCCGGAUCCCAAUUUGACGUAUGCUGCAGAUUUAGUGAAUGCUAUGAAAGAGGGUGAUUACAAUUUAGGUGCAGCAUUUGAUGGAGAUGGUGAUAGAAACAUGAUCUUGGGUAGUAAGGGAUUCUUUGUUAAUCCAUCUGAUUCCCUUGCUGUUUUGGCAGAUAAUUUAGAAUGCAUUCCCUCUUAUAAGAACAAAGUGACAGGUUAUGCCCGCAGUAUGCCUACAAGUGCUGCUCUAGACAGAGUUGGUGAAUCAAGGAAAAUAAAAGUUUAUGAAACUCCCACAGGAUGGAAGUAUUUCGGAAAUCUAAUGGAUGCCGAAAAAAUUACAAUUUGUGGUGAAGAAAGUUUUGGUACUGGGUCCAAUCACAUCAGAGAAAAAGAUGGCAUUUGGGCUGUUUUGGCAUGGCUCUCAGUUGUGAGUUCACAUCAGUCAUCACUGGAAGAUAUUUUUAAAAAACAUUGGGAAAAAUAUGGAAGAAAUUACUUUACUCGGUGAGGAAAUAGAUCAAGUUUAGCAAAGAGUGAUAAAAGAAUCAAGAUCCUACCCUCUCUUCCAAAGAUCAAUCCUUUUUUAUUGUUUUGGGAAGGAAAGUCAUAUUUAGCAAGACUGUUUAUAUCCUUGUAUCUAGAUAAUGUUGAGUUACUGUUUUGAAGAAUCGUUGUGUUAUUGGAUUUGUAAUUCAUAGCCUAAUAAAUUACAUAGGAGAUUAGUACUUAGGAAAGAAUGUGACCCAUGUCACAUAUGUUUCUUAAAUUUUUAAGGUAUGACUAUGAAAAUUGUGAUGCGGAUAAAUGCCGUCAAAUGCUGGAAGAAUUUGAAAGCAAGGUCCUAUCUUCUUCAUUUAUUGGGAAAAAAUAUCAAAGUUCCUCUGGUAAAACGUAUGUUGUUAAGUUAGCAGAUAACUUUAAUUACGCAGAUCCUGUUGAUGGAAGUAUUGCUUCAAAGCAGGGUUUUCGGAUUAUAUUUGAGGAUGGGUCACGUUAUGUUGUAAGAUUAAGUGGAACUGGAAGUUCUGGUGCGACAGUUCGUGUGUAUGUUGAGUCCUACGAAUCUUCACAAAUUCUGGAAGACCCUCAGGUGAUGCUAGGAUCUUUAGUUAAUAUUGCUUUGGAAACCCUAAGACUCAGAGAGUACACAGGUCGUGAAGAGCCUACAGUAAUAACAUGAACAUCUGUUAUUGCUAGUUUUCAUGUAUGGGGAAAUUGUGGGUAGUUAUUUUGUAGUAGAUUAUUCAAGUUCCUUGAGUAUUCUUAUAAUGAACUGUGCAAGGCAUUGUGAGUGUUUCAUUAUUGUGUAAACAAAAGGCCAGGAGAAAUUAUUGUUGUAGUUUGAGAGGAAUAGUUUAAAUAUUGUUUUUUAAUUGAACUGAAUCUGACAUAUGCUUUUAAAAAUUGUUGAAUAUUGUAUGUAAUUAGUUUUAUAUUGUUGUUGUUGUAAUGAACUUUUGAAAGAUUGAAAAUAUUGGAUUUCUUUGUUACACCCUACUUACUUUCUACAGGUAACCAAGUAGGAUUGGGCAUUGGUUGUUUCAUGCCCAGCCAUCAACUGCUCGAUAUCAGUAAUAUAUGGUAGGAAAUGGGCUAAAAACAAUAAGGAACUAGUGCUACAACAGCAUACACUUUCUCACAUUGUUUUCAAAAGAGAUCAAUGAAAAUAAGCAUCCCUUCUUCAAUCCAUGUAAAAAGUUUGAAGAAAGAAAUUGGAGUAUUUUUGACAAUUUUUGUUUAAUACAUUGCAUUAAUUUCAGGUACAAAUUACGCAAACACUUGUUUUUUCAAAAAAUUGUUUACUACCUUUUUAACACCCUUUGUCUCAGGCGACAAUCUUUAUCUU
Molecule: messenger RNA, 2889 nt
Organism: Gryllus bimaculatus (two-spotted cricket)
Lineage: Eukaryota; Metazoa; Arthropoda; Insecta; Orthoptera; Gryllidae
Source: the annotation of a GenBank genome assembly